Messenger RNA from Syngnathus typhle (broad-nosed pipefish), 2970 nucleotides. It is a transcript of the gene rest, whose product is annotated as RE1-silencing transcription factor. NCBI's taxonomy places the organism in Eukaryota, Metazoa, Chordata, Actinopteri, Syngnathiformes, Syngnathidae. Bases 170 to 2518 code for a protein of 782 amino acids. The transcript is spliced from 6 exons. The record is from RefSeq and is a predicted model, not a curated record. Gene Ontology annotation, biological process: regulation of gene expression. Gene Ontology annotation, cellular component: nucleus.
UGAUGACGUCACGCCGCCGAUGCGUUUCAGCGUUGGCUGUGGAGGAAUGUGCGCAAACUUUUCCUUCUUUCUCCUCGGGUUUGGCCUCGACGACGCUUUCACGAGUUUUUCUGCAAAAAGACGGUGCAUCGCCUGACGAGUCGGUGCCGCAGGACAGCGGGAAGACAACAUGGCGGCCGCAUCCGUGUUCUCCAUGGAGCCUUUUCCGCUGAUGGAUGACGACAUCCGCAGUUCGCCGGCCCCUCAACUGGUGAUGCUGGCCAACGUGGCAGCCGUGGCGGCAGCGGACGCUGCUGAGGGCAGCGUGGCGGACGACAAAGAGAUGAUGGAGCUGCAGACGGUGCCGUGCGGCUACUCGGACAACGACGACGAGGGCGCCAUCAGCUACGAUUACGACAACAGCGCCGACGACAUCGUCGACUUCCCUGAGUCGUCGGGGCUCGUGCAAAAUGGCGGACGGAACGCCAGCUGCGAAAUCCCGCUUCCGAACUCGAGCGGCCCCUCGCCGCCAUUGUCGCCUCCGCGCAGAGAGGCGCCGACUGCCGUCCCGGCCAACGGCGGCAAGAAGAAGAAGCCUUUCCACUGCAAGCCGUGUCACUUCCUGGCUCAUGACGAGAAAGAUUUUGUGGAGCACCUGAGAACGCACGCUGUCAGCAAGAUGGUGGUGGUCAACCACGUGGAGGGUCGCAGCAAGGCCAAAGAGGCCGACACGGCCGAGGAAGGCGAGGCCGAAGCGGCAUCGGGGGACGCCAAAGGCCUGAUUCGAUGCGAGCGCUGUGGUUACAACACCAACCGAUACGACCACUACGUGGCGCACCUCAAGCAUCACAACAAGGAGGGCGACGACAACAGGGUGUUCAAGUGCACGUUGUGCGCGUACAGCACUGUCAGUCAAUACCAUUGGAGGAAACACCUGCGCAAUCACUUUCCCAGCAAACUGCACACGUGCACGUAUUGUUCCUACUUCACCGACCGCAAGAGCAACUACAUCCAGCACAUCCGCACGCACACGGGUGUGCGUCCUUUCCGGUGCCCGUACUGCGACUACUCCAGCUCCCAGAAGACCCAUCUGACCAGACACAUGCGCACGCACUCGGGUGAGCGGCCUUUUAAGUGUGACAGCUGCAACUACCUGGCGGCCAACCAGCACGAGGUGACCCGGCACGCCCGCCAGGUCCACAACGGUCCCAAACCGCUGGCGUGUCCUUACUGCGAAUACAAGACGGCCGACCGCAGCAACUUCAAGAAGCACGUGGAGCUGCACCUCAACCCUCGCCAGUUCCUCUGCCCGUUGUGCAAGUACGCCGCCUCCAAGAAGUGCAACCUGCAGUACCACAUCAAAUCUCGACACUUGGGCUGCAACGUCGCCGUCGACGUCUCCAAAGUCAAACUCAGAGUCAAAAAACCCAACCAGCCUUCCAAAGCCAACGUGGAGGAGGACAUCAACGAGCGGGAGGUCAAAGAGGAGCAGCCACCCGGUGACAAGCCGUCCGGCCCCAUCAAUCUGUCGCUCGCAAAGAGCGCUAAAGCGCCACCGGGGGACAAGGAGCCAGAGGAGAGUCCCAGGAAACGGCAUGGCUCGGCGGAGAACGGCGAGCAGGAGAAAACCAUCACAACCAGACAAAAGAAGCCCAAGGAGAAACCGGAGGAGACGGCCAAUGCCACCAAGGCCAAGAGAAGAGUCAAGAAGAUGACAGACGACGGACCACAUGACCCACAACUGAUAAAGGACCAGAGAGAGAAGUCGCAAGCGGCCGAAACAACUGCUCAGCGAGAUGGCAACAAGAUCAGAAAGCCACGAAGAUCCGGCAAGUCAGAACAAGAAGAACUCGCCGGGAGCAUCGGCGUCCCCGAAGGACUUCAAGAAGACGGCAAAGAAAAAUCUAAAAAGAGCAAAACGGCACAAGCGCUCGACCUUUCGCUCCUGCCCGCCUCCAAGGCCCGCCGGACCCGAACAGGUGACAGUCUCCAGUCCAGCUCGCCCGCCAAGAGGGCCAGAAGGUCCAACAGGAAGUCUUCGCCACCUCCAGCGAAAGGCCGAUCAGGCACUCCGGACGUACUGGAAAAAUCUGCCCGUCCGGAGCAGCCAACUCCCGUGCAGGUGGUGUCGCCUCCGGCGGAGUCCUCCGAGCGGGCGGAAAACACGCAACCCGCUCCGGCGCCCCCGGCUGAACCCGCCUCCGUGGCGCCAGCGCCGAUUCCCAAGCGGUGCGGCAAAGCCUCUGACCCCGACGACGAUGACGAAGGCGUCCACAGCAGCCACGAAGGAAGCGGCGGCGAUGUCAGCGACGGCGCCUCCGAAGGCAGCGAUGACUCUGGACUCAACGGAAACCUUGCCGGCAAAAAUCCAGACAACCCGGAGACGCCCACCUGUGAAGUUCCCACUCCCACUGAGCUCAAAAGUCACAUGUGCAUCUUCUGCGACCGCUAUUUUUCCAAGGAGGCCGAAUAUCGCCGCCAUCUCAACCGCCAUCUCGUCAACGUGUACUACAUGGACGCCGCGCCGGAGAGCAACUGAUGGCGAGCCGCUGCCAGACUGAGCGAGCCGUCAGACAAUUCCAGCCGUUCGUCAAGCAAGGACCCGUUAAGAGAUGGGGCGGAAGGUUCUUCCUGGCUUUCCCUGCAGCGUUUGACAAUCCGUUUCUUGAUCAUCUUCAGCAAACUCAACAUUUUUUUUUCCGUGUGCAAUAUUGAUCUUCGUGAUGUCAUUUGGGUUACGGCAACUCACUUCAGCUCUUCUAUCAGUUUUUACAAUAUUUGACAGUCACUUUUAAAUAGAUCAUGGUUUAAUAUUAUAUAUGGAUUACGUCAACAUAUUAGAAAUACAUUGCGUUCCCGAUCCUGCGGCUGCUUAGAUGAAUAUUAUGAAAUCGGCAACGAUAAAUGAACGCUCGCCGGAUAUUGUAGCUUCCCGACAUGUGGACCCUUACAGAAAUUCGACGUUGGUGAAAUAAAGCUGUCUUGAUGUGA